AUUUUGACGGAAGGAGAGAAGGCAAUGCUGUCAUUUGCAUUGUAGACAUACAAAACCAUAAAUGUAUUUCAUAUGUGUGAAAAUACGUGUUGAGGAAUAUAUAAUACAGUUAUAAUGCAUGCACACAUUAUUAUGUUCGUAUAGUGUAAUAUAACAAGGAAUUCACGAAGAAAAAGUUUGAUCCAAUAACAAUCAGCGACACAAACCGUAUAUAUAUAUAUACAUAUAUAGUUAAUCACAAAAAAUAAUUAGUCUUCGAUAGGAGGUUGAAUGUGUGGGAGUAUACUCGCAUAUAAAGCGAUCAUAAGAAAUUUGAAACGAGAUUUUCAAUUUUUCUGUAGCAAUAAAACAAAUGAACAACAAUAUUUUUAAUUCCGUUGACAAUUACCAACGUUUCAACGAGAAUACAAAUCCAAAUUACGAUCAGGAUGGAUCCAGUCCUAAAUAUGGAUCUAUGUUGUCCUUCCAUUCUUCAGACAGUCAAACGAGAAUAUCAUCGCGCGCCAACAAUGAAACGCCAAAUGAAAUGGGCCAUAGAAUUGGAGUGGAUAGAUUAGGAGGUGAGACUUUGACCGAAAGUGUUGCACUUUCAAGACAGGUCAUGACCAUGGAUACGGAAAUUUACUGGGAAAUGAACUAUCAUGAAGCUUCAAUUUUUUUAGAAGAAGGCAGAAAUAAUGAAAAAUUCGAUUCUCAUCCGAGACAUCCGGAGGAUUUACCUGCGUAUUUACUGGUUCAUAAUAAUUGGUACUAUGGCCUUGAUUUGUUAACGUCGUUACUUUUACUAGCCUUAGCGUUUGUUGAAGAACCAGCAGUUCCACUUUUUAGGUUACCUGUCUGGGCACAUGGAACAAUCGAGCUUUUUGCAUUGAUGACAAUCGGAGUAGAAUUAGCAUUAAAAUUAAGAUGGAUAGGAUGGGGAAUGAUGUUAAAACAUAAACGUACAAUGCUAAAGUGUAUCACAUUGGCGAUUAUGUUUGUGGAGGCAUUGACAAUUUUGGUCAGGCAAUCGUCACAUUUUCGAGUGACACGUGCAUUACGACCAAUAUUUCUAGUUGAUACUAAAUAUUGCGGUGGAGUUCGACGAUUUAUUCGACAAAUUUUAUUUACAUUACCACCAAUUUUAGAUAUGUUGGGACUUCUUUUCUUUUUUAUUACAACAUACAUGGUAUUAGGAUACUAUAUGUUUAGAGAGAUGAAUUCACAUUUUGCUACUCUCGAAGACAGUUUUGUCAGCCUUUUUGUAUUACUCACCACGGCCAACUUUCCAGACGUAAUGAUGGAGUCUUACUCGAAAAAUAAAUUAUAUGCAAUUUAUUUUGUCUCAUAUCUUUGUACAAUGUUGUACGUAAUGAUGAAUCUCAUGUUAGCCGUGGUAAAUGAGACUUUUACUGCUGCUCAACGAGACAAAUUUAAAAAAUUAUUUCUCCACAAACGAAAAGCAUGUCAGCAUGCAUUUAAACUUUUGGUUUCUAAACAAAAUCCAGAUAGAAUGAAUUUCCGUCAAUUUGAGGGUUUAAUGCGAUAUUACGCUCCAAAGAAAUCAUUCAGAGACGUGGUCUUAAUGUUUAAAUUAAUGAAUACAUCGAAUGUAGGCUAUCUUAGUAUGGAGGAAUUUUUUUCCGUCUAUGAUGUGACAGUCCUCUCAUGGGAACCCCAAUACUCGAGCAUUCCUUGGUAUCAUACUGCUUGGAAACCAUUGCAAUUUCUCUGCAAAGGAGCAAAUAUUGCCAUUUCGUGGGCCUAUUUUGAUACCUUAAUUUACACAGCCAUCGUAGGUAAUGGUAUUGCAAUGGUGGGUCGUUUAUUAGAAAUUUCAGGAGAUCGAAUCGAUUCAGCGCACAGAUUUUCUGCCUAUUGGGACACAUUACUCUUUGGUGGAAUUUUUGCAGCCGAAGCACUCAUUAAAGUUUUGGGUCUUGGUGUGAGAAGAUAUUUGAGUUCUGGAUGGAAUUUAUUUGAUUUGGGAGCAUCGAUUAUGAUUUUAGUCGCUGCUGUGAUUCUCACAAUUUUUCCAACUGCAACAUUUUUUGUUGUUUUCCGACCAUUGAGAACAUUACGAUUAUUCAAAAUUAAAAAAAGAUAUCGAGAUGUUUUUGGAACACUAGUGAUUCUAACGCCACUAAUGUGCUCCGCUGCAAUUGUCAUGCUUAUUUUAUACUAUUUUUUCGCAAUCAUUGGAAUGGAAUUGUUCGCCAAUUAUGACAUGAGAAAUUGUUGCAAAAAUACAACAGUGGAAGAUUUUUACAAAUACUCGGCAAAUGAAACAACAAGUUUGGGAUAUUAUUAUCUAAAUACGUUUGAUAAUUUAGUGGCAAGCGGAAUGACUUUAUUUGAAUUGACAGUUGUUAAUAAUUGGUUUAUAUUUAUGAAUGCUUAUGCACAUAUUGUGGGUAAUUAUACGAGAGCGUAUUUUAUGAUUUUUUAUUUAAUUACAAUGAUUGUGUUAACAAUUGUGGUAUCAAGUUUCCUCGAAGCCUUUCGAUUCCGAAUUCAAUACAAAAGUCAAACAUCAAAACGAGAUGAGGAGAAAAUGCUACAUGACAAAGUUGAAUUAAAAUGGGAGGAAUUACAACCAAUUGUACAGGAUUUGCAACUUUUAGAACAACUUCGAUCUUCGCUAAUAAGUGCGGGAACAAUGGCAUUUAUUGGAUCACGGCCUAGAACACGUGAAAUUCUCCAAACAAGAAUGUACACUAAUGAAAUUUAUGAAUGGCUUGCGGAGGUAAAAUUGGCAGAGAGUCAUGAUGCAUCGCGAACAAUAAGUAGUUACGAGGAAAUUGGCGAAAGUAGCAGGAAUAUUGAUCCUGAACAAUUAGUAUUAAACGGUUUAACCAAUAAUACUCAACAACAACAACAACAACAAAGAAAUUCAAGUAACAUGCCUUUAUAGUUUAAUUUUAAACUAUAGUUGAUUAAUUUUCUUCUUUUUUCCUCUUCAUGUUAAUUUGUUAAAGAAAAAUUUUAACUCUUUUUCUAUCCGUAGAAAAAAAAUAAUUUUUUCAAGGAUUUAGAAUUUUUAGUACAAAAAAAAAGAAAAUUUUGUUAGACAAAAACAAAAAUGAAAAAAACUUCUAAAGUUUCUAAAAGUAUUUUAGCUGCAAUAUUUGAUGGCUUUAAUGUUGUAUAUUAUUAUUAAUUUAUAAUUUAUAUAAUUUUUUUUUUUCAUAUCAUUUUUAUCAUUUUAAAAACGAAAUCUUUGCUUAUACAAAGAUUAUUGCUUUAUUCAUUGGAAACAUAUCAAAUUUAUUAUUGUUACAUGAAACAAAAAACACAUUUUAGUGUUUAAUGAUCAAUUUUUAUUUUUUUAUAAUAAAAAAAAAAAAAAUUUUAUCUAUUAUUUAUAGUUUGUAAAUAAUGUAGAACUAACUGAUAUUAUGUGGAAUGAAAAGUAUGUUUGAGUGAUUUAUUUUAUAAAAGUAAGUGAAUUUUUAUUGUUCACCUAAUUUUUUUUUUUUUUUUUUUUUUUAACAAUUGACAGUUUUCAAGAGUUACUUUUUACUUACAAUUGUGUGAUAUUUAUAUACUAUCAUCGGAAAAACAGUAAAAAAAAGGGUAAUUUUUAAGUGACGCCAAAGGCAGAUAUAAUGACUUUUUCAAUCAUUCCAUACAUACAAAUUAGUUCAAAAUUUGCGUUUAUACAAAAGUAAGAUAAUACUAAAAACAAACUUUAAAAAAUGCUUUUAUAUCAGAAAAAUCAUUCCUCUUCAUUUGAAAUCUAUAAUAAUUAUAUUAUAUUCCAAUUAUAUAAUUUAUAUUUAUUUUUACAGAUGAAUUAUAUAAAAUUAGAUUAAUUGAAAGUGAAAACAAAUUUUAUUGCGGAAAA
Messenger RNA from Leptopilina boulardi, 3826 nucleotides. It is a transcript of the gene Tpcn1, whose product is annotated as two pore calcium channel protein 1-like. The record is from RefSeq and is a predicted model, not a curated record. NCBI's taxonomy places the organism in Eukaryota, Metazoa, Arthropoda, Insecta, Hymenoptera, Figitidae. The transcript has 12 exons. The coding region runs from base 353 to 2893 and encodes 846 amino acids. Gene Ontology annotation, molecular function: voltage-gated channel activity; monoatomic ion channel activity. Gene Ontology annotation, cellular component: lysosomal membrane; endosome membrane. Gene Ontology annotation, biological process: transmembrane transport; monoatomic ion transport.